CAGAAUUGGAUCAACUUCGUGGAGAACGGAGAAGAAAAGUUGAAUCCAAGCCUAAGUGGUGGAGGCCUGAUCUGACCCUGCCUACACCAACCCCUUCCACUGCCAGAGUUGUGAGCCUUUGUUGGCUUCCUGUCUGAGAGGGAGAAAUCAAGGAGGAACAUUUAUACACAUGAAGAGCUGAAGUCUCCACUUAGGAAACAAGAUCAAGCGGAAUAUCUGGAAAAGCGCAUAUUGUUUUUGUUUUUAUUUGAAGAGCUAUACACUGGGACACUUAUCAGCUGUGACCUACUUACUAUAGCUUUUGGACUAGUGGAGUUACAACAUGGCGAAGAAAAACAGCCAGAAGGGUAUGUCUUUUUUUAUUUAUUUAACCUUUAUUUAACUAGGCAAGUCAGUUAAGAACAAAUUCUUAUUUACAAUGACGGCCUACACCGGCCAAACCCGGACGACGCUGGGCCAAUUGUGCACCGCCCUAUGGGACUCCCAAUCACGGCCGGUUGUGAUACAGCCUGGAAUCGAACCAGGGGGUCUGUAGUGACGACUCAAGCACUGAGAUGCAGUGCCUUAGACCGCUGCGCCACUCGGGAGCCCACUGCUACUAUUAGUCUGCUAUGUUUUUAAAAGCAGAUUAACUAGCAUUGAAAAUGCAAUAACUAGUGAGAAUGCAUUUUAGAUGUGUAAAGUUGAAUCUCAAAUACAGUCAAGUCAAUGUGACUCAUUUUUAUAGUCCCUCCCUUGGCCUAAGUGAUUGACCCUUUGUAAAGUUGUCCUCCUAGAUAAGUGUUUGUAAAUGGUGGAAGUUUAGUCUGCUGCUCUAACUUGUUGUGUUGCUGUAUCUCACUGCAAGAAGCAGUAGCCUGGUCCCAGAUCUGUUUGAACUAUCAUGUCAACUCCUUGUUAUGUCAAACAUUGGUACAUCAUGUUUGGUAUGACAAGGAGUUGACACGAUAGCACAAACAUAGCUGGCACCAGGCUAAGGAAGCAGCACUUGACAUGCAAAUUCAUCAAGUGUCUACAAGACCUCUUAUUGAGUUAGAAUGGAUCUUUUCAAACACAAUAGCUGGGGAUCGCUGAGAGAGAUGGACAGCAAUAUGAAAUGACAUCCAUGCAGUCAAUGUUGGAUGGGAUGCCUUUAGAAGGGUCCCAGCUUUUUUUCUCCGAAAUAAGUUUAGGCUAUUUUAUUAACUUUCUGAAAUGAAGCCCUCCAUUAGGACUGUCUUUGACUUGCAGAGUACAACAUUUUCUGUUAUAAAGUUUGUCAUUGUUAAAAAACUGUCCUCUGGCAUUCUUUGGUCAUGCCACAUGUAUUUGGGUCACAGCAACCCAGCUGUUUCUCAUCUCAUUGAGCUUAGUUUGUUUGGGGCCUUGCUUUGCUGACUCAUUCUGUUUCUACAACUGUACAUCAGUUAUAACCUGUUCAAAUUCAAUGCAGAUCUCGGGUCCUUUACGGCCAGUCCAGAUGCUAAGAUUUCUUGAGCCAAAUCUCAUGGCUCUAGGGCCAGUUCAUUUUGGUCCUAGCCCAUAACCUAUAUAAAGCCAUUAGAGGUGUUGUAAAAUCUUUAGGCCUAGGCCUCAAGCAACUUGAAACAGUUGUUAAAUGUAUACAUAUUUUGCUUGAGAGGUCAUCAAGCAUCUUGUCACAUUCGCCCAUUAAGGGAAUAUCUGGGUCCUAAUAGGUUUUUCAUGUAAAUCACCUCUUCUGUCUGUUCCACAUGAUUUAUGAUAAUCCCUGUGUUCCCCGCCAUGGUUUACUUUCAACACAAAUAGGCCUAACUUUGAAUGUCCAGGAAUGACUAGGUAUGGGGAGAGUUUUGUUUAGCAAAUGAUGUGCCUAUGCAUUUACAAUUGUUUUGCAAAUAGACCUGGGUCCAGCAGAAAACAAUGAGAAAUUCCAAAUCAACUUUAUUUUUCAAUCAAUCUUUUCUCUCUUUUUCCCCCAGAUACCUCUGGUAUGGUGUUCGACACUAACUUGAAAAUGGUUAUGUCCCAGGGAGGGACUUUUGAGAGAAUGAAGGAGAAGGUAAGGACUGCAAAUUAUUUAUCUCUAGGCAUAACAACAUUCCAAUUGCAUUGAUUUGAAUACAGUAAGUGCUAUUCCUCUUUUGCUAGUAGGUUUUAUUCGGUGAGAAGGCCCUUGGCCUUGGGAUAUGUAUCACUAUGCUAAAGCUUUUCCUUUCUUAAUUUCUCUCUUAUUUGUUCUCUUCACAGAUUAGCGCUGUCAGGGCCGUUGUUCCCAACAAAAGCAACAAUGAGAUAGUUCUGGUCUUGCAGCACUUUGAGAACUGCGUUGAUAAGGCCGUCCAGGCUUUCCUAGAAGGUAUGGGAAUGCCGUAGUGAUAAUUCUUGUUGUGAUAUAGAACAGACACCAUAAUCAAAUGAAUGGAAAAUACCUUUUUUAUUUCAAAUCUAAGAAUACACUGGUUCAAACUGCAUACAUUAAGUAUAACUUGUGUUUCUUGGAUUCAGUCACCAUCUAAUUACCUGAUGUAUGACGCAGUCACAUCAAUCGAGUGGAUUUACCUGUUAAUUUUUGUACAUAGCUCAUGUCAUUCAUAACUUCUAGGUGUAACAGAAUGCAUUUCAAGAAUGAGUCAUGACUCCGAUUAUAGAACAAGGAGUGUUCCUUGUUGUAAUGUGAAACGUUGUCUGUGUGUCAUGAACAAGGUCAAGGCUGUUAUGGAGAGAGCUUUCCUCAUAAUUACUUCCUUUUCCUCUCAGGUAGUGCUGUGGAAAUCUUGAAGGAGUGGAAUGUAACUGGUAAAAAGAAGGUAACCUUGUUUAUGUUGGCCUAUACUGCAGGGUAUUGCAUUCUAUAUGAAAGGGCAACAUGAGUAUGAAUGAAAUGUAUUUUCAUGCGUCAUCAUGACGUUUUAAGUACGGCCUAUCCCUCACAGGAUUAUGAGACAGCAUUUUUUUUAAACAAGUUCCAAAGAUAUUCUUCCAGUGACAGACCCAUCCAGAUUUUGAGGGGAAAAAACACUAACUUGAAAUGUAAUUAACUUUUAAACUCUAAAUGCUAGUCAAAGGAAAUGUGUAUUUUUUAAAAAAUCUAUUUUCUCUUUUCACCUAUCACCUAUUUUGCUUUGAAGUCAGCAGCUCUAGCUGAAAAUAUGGUGUCUGUGUCAUGAGGACCUACAACCUGCUCAACCAUUGCUAUAUAUGAAUUAUAUAUGAACUUCAAAAGCUGUGUAAGGUUUUAUUCUAGUGGUUAAAAUCCAACUUUGAUUCUUCAACAUCCAGCCCAAGAAGAAAAAGAAGCCCAAGCCCCAGCCAGAGCCUCCGGCAGAGGAGCCUGCUCCAGCUGAGACCACACAACCCUCUGAGACGGAGAGUAAGGAAGCUGUGAAUGGGUUCCAUGCCAAUGGCUCCGUGUUGGACGGAGACUCACUAGACUCUCUGAGUGAGCAGUUGGAUUCUGCUUCCUUGGACGCAGCUGAGCUGGAUUCUGAACCUGCCACGUCGGACAUUACAGGUAUUGAUAUGGAGAGGUCUCCGUGGCUUUAUCCAUCAGCCGACCUUUUGAUUGUUGAGACUGUACAAGACUUUUGAUAAUCCUCCAUGUAGUUGAAACCAACCCCUACACAUCGGAAAACAUCACACUGCAGUGUCUUUCUCCUUACAGUUGCGGAAGCAGACUCUCUUUGUAGUGGCCCAAGCCCCACCCCUCACCAUGCUCAAGGAGGAAGGAAUCACCAGCCUCCCCGUGGCAACAAGUUCCGUUCCAGAACUAACUCCCAGCAAUCAACUUCCGCUGUGCUCACCACUGAUGAGAACCAACAGGGAUCGUCUGGAGCCAAGAAGAUUGGUUAGUGCCAAAUUUCUUUAAAACAAAAAUAGUAAUGCUUUGUUUUUCUAAGACAGUAGGUGAUGUCUAGUCUAUCCCUGUUCUUUGACUCUCAGCGCCCAACAUUGACCGCUCUGUGAAGGACCUGCAGAGAUGCACAGUGUCGCUCACUCGCUACAGAGUGGUGGUCAAGGAUGAGAUGGACUCCUCUAUCAAGACCAUGAAGCAGACGUUUGCUGAGCUCCAGAGCUGGUACAUCUACCAACAUUACCUCCACUACAUUAGUUUGUAAAGUUGUAGUUUUAUAUUUGGAAUAUUAACUUGAAUUGGUGAUUAACUUGUUAUGGUGGGAUAUAACAUAGCACAAAUUCCAUUAUGUUAAGCAGAAUGUUUACCUAAGCAAUUUAGGAGCCUUGAUUUAAAGGUCCAAUGCAGCUGUUUUUAGCCCAAUAUCAAAUCAUUUUUGGGUAACAACUAAGGACCUUACUGUAAUUUGUUUUUAAUUAAAAUGAUCAAAAAGAAACAAAUAGCUUCAUAGCCAAGAGCAAUUUCACAAGCAAUAAUUUUGCUAGGACUGUCUGGGAGUGGUCAGGGUGGGAGGGGAAAACUUUAAACUAGCUGUUAUUGGAAGAGAUUUUGGGAAUUAUUUUUGUUAUUGGUCUAUUAACUAAUUUACCGCCUGGUGCGUUGCUCUAACCUCUGCUCUACAACAACCACCACCAGUAUCUAUUUCAGCUAAUCAGUGUUAUUGUAGUAUACAAAUGGUGAGUGUAGCCUAAAUCAAAGUACAGACUAUCUUAUCUUAGAAAUGUAAAGAAUCAUGAUCCCCUUAUCGUAGUAAAGAACAUGUCAUUUAAUAUCUUGCUCUUUCUCCCCUCCCCACCCCCUCUUCCUCUUUCUCUCCCCCCCCUCGCUCUCUUAGUCUAAUGGACAGAGAGGUUACACUGUUGACAGAGAUGGACAAAGUCAAAGCAGAGGCCAGUGAGUACGAUGCCUUUUAAUUAGCAUUUGGACUUCAAUGUAUAUUAUACUUUGUUUCUAUUCUUACUAUGUUUCUUUUUUCUGAAAGCCUUUGUCCCAGUUAGGUAGGGCUGUCCCAGUUAGGUAGGGCUGUCCCAGUUAGGUAGGGCUGUCCCAGUUAGGUAGGGCUGUCCCAGUUAGGUAGGGCUGUCCCAGUUAGGUAGGGCUGUCCCAGUUAGGUAGGGCUGUCCCCGACGAAAAACAAUCUUGGUUGAUCGAGAGUCGUCCUGUUCUUUCGACCAAUCAAUUGGUCGAAAUGUUUAAACGUAUUUUUCCAUAUAUAGACACACACCCUAUGUGUUUGAAUAAAAUCAACUACAUAUGCACUGAGCUUGUCUGAUGCUUUAAUCACACUGUUUGAUUCAAUAAUUAAGACACACAAAGUACUCAGCGCUGUGUCUGGCGCUUGUCUCGCUCUCCCUACUGCAGCGAAAAGGCACCACAGCACAGCAAAUGUUUAUUGCGCUGUUCGUGCUGAAGCUGCAACAUUUCAGUCAUUUAGGUUCUGAAUUGUUUGUGACUGAAAAGUUCUGUUACCGAAAUCCCUAAUUUGUUUACGAAAAACAUUCCCUAUUCCUCCUUGCUCUCUUUACGUGAAACAUGUAAGCAUCGCAUGCAUAUGACCAAUAGGGCCUGACCUAUAGCCUAUCAUAAUCACAUCAAGAAAUUUGGUUAUAACAAACUCUGACAAUGUCGACAGCAAAAUGGAUGCGGAGGACGUGAAAAAGAAAACGGACUGUUUAAUGGUUGCUCAGGAGGGAAAGGGGAAGUCAGAUCUGUGGAAGACAUUUGACUUAGUUGUGGAAACUACUGGAGAUCAAGAAAAAAGUAGGGUAUAGGAGCAAGCGUUGCGUGAGCAUUGUGUGCUGUUAGAUUACAAUAUUAUCAUUUUUUCUGACCAUUUGGAACAGUGUAAACAACACUAAAUAAAUAAGUGUUAACAGUCUGUUCUAACAACAAAAAAUAAUAUAUAUAUAUAUAUAUAUAUAUAUAUAUAUAUAUAUAUAUAUAUAUAUAUAUAUAUAUAUAUAUAUAUAUAUAUAUAAUGUAUAUAUGUAUAUCUAUGUGUGUGUGUGUGUAUAUAUAUAAAGCCUUUAUUACAGCAGACUAAAAAUAGUUGCAUGUAUUUGUGAAUUCCGGUUUAUUUAUUGUUCAGGCUAAUUAUUCAAAGCACCCUUUAUUUAAUUUAAAAACUAAAAUGCUUGAUUGGAUUUCAAAGCAUGAAUGUCUCAUGCUGUGUGAUGGCAUGAACGAAUUAAGGAUUGAUUGAUACAGUAGCCAAUAUAUUGAAAUAUAGGCCUAAGUAAGUUACGGUAUUAAGACUAAACAGUAUGCGCUCUUAGGCCUAAAGCUCGAUGGUGGUUAUACCAAGCCUACUAAUGAUAACGACGUUACUUAUUAUUAUAAUGAUGAUCAUAAUAAUCAUUGUAAUAACAAUAAGGAGAUGAAGAUAAAGGAGGGUAUAGGAGCGAGAGCUGCAUGCAUAUUAUUUGUGACAAACCGGUGUCGUUAGAUUACAAUAUAAUUUUUCUGCCUGUUUGGAACAGUGUAAAAUACACUAAAUAAAUUAGAACACACUGGUAUUACUUCUAACGAAAACAUUUUUGUAAAACCUUUAUUACAGCCAAAUCUGUGAAAUUGCUUUAUCUGACAUUUUGCCGUUGCAUGAGGCUUCGCGCUCACAGAAUCAGUAGGCUAUUAAACAAACACUCACACAGGCAACAGAAGCCAGAUCUGUCUUAUUUCUGUAGAUAUACAGUGCAUUUGGAAAUUAUUCAGACACCUUGACUUUUUUCACAUGUUGUUACGUUACAGCCUUAUUCUUAAAUUGAUGAAAUUGUUUGUUUCUCAUCAAAGUACACACAAUACCCCAUAAUGACGAAGCAAAAACUUUUUUGUGCACCAUAAAAAAAUAAAUAGUGACUGCUCGACUAAAGAAAUCUCGGUCGACCAACAACCUAUCGACCAAACAAUCGACCAGUCGAGUAAAUGGGGUUAGCUCUACAAUUAGGACAUUCCAAAUAGACUAACUAUAGAGAUCUUCAAAUGUAUUUCCUCAGGGUUAUUUUGGAUCUUAGGCAUACCAGAGUCUUCUAUGUAGUGAAACAUGACAGCAAGACUGUAGGCGAUUCUGCCCUCAUUCUUUCCGUCUUCCCAAUGCACAGUGUAGUGUUCUGAGCCUGGAAAAAGUGAAUAGUGUCAGUUGUCAAGGCAGACUAAAUGCUGUCUUUGUGUUGAGGUGUGUGGGGAAUUGAGGGAAGAAGAGAGGGAACACUAGAGCAGUUCAUUGACGUUACAAAAACCCAACAUUCCUUCUAAUUGACCAGUUUCUGCCCUAAUAUCUUCCCCUCCUUUAGAUGUGUGUUACUGUUAAUGGAUGAGACUUGCUUUCUUCCCUUUUUUCCCUCAUGAGGAGAAUCUCCUUAGCAACUGAUACACAAAAAGUACUCUUCCGCAUGUGGGAGUUUGUGUUUCCGCAUGUGUUUAUUUUCCCCCCCUCCGUCCUGAUAAUGGUCAGCACCAGGAAAGCCUGUGGAGUUAUUUAGGGAUACAGUGUUGUAGCUGAUCCAUUUUGUAGAAACCGGUCAACUAAUAGGCCUACCCUUUACCUUAUGAUAUUGAGGACAUACCUAGUCCCAAGUUUCAGUAUGAUAUUGCUUCUGUGUGGAUUUCUCUCCGUACAACUGAAGGCCUCUGAAUAUGGGGUGAGCGGUCAACUAAUAAUGUGUAUCUGUGUUUCAGUGGCCAUUUUGGAUGGCCGUCAAAAGAGAGCAGAGGAGCUCCGCAGGCUGACUGACCAAUCGGCAUCCAUGUCUGAGGACCAACUGAGUGAGCUGCGCGCUGACAUAAAGGUAAGUUGACUACCGUAAUAACACUUACAGUAAUAUAGUCAAGACAAAUGUACAACUGUUAAUUAACACUGGCUCAGGGACUGUGUUGUGUGGGAAUUGAGCCAUGAUCUGACCUAAGACAAGUCAGUAACUCCUGGUCAGUGAUGAUAUGUCUUGUCUCCUUUUUUUGCAGCACUUUGUGAGUGAACGUAAAUUCGAUGAAGACCUGGGAAAAGCUGUGAAGUUCACUUUCGAGCUUGAUCCACUGAAGACAAGCAUCACAGGAUUUGGAUCAGGUACAGUCCUUUGUUCUUCUCUAAUUGAUAUCUUCUCACAGAAACUCAUUGUGGUAGUACAGUAUUGCAUUGCUAUUUAGAGGGAAAUAAAUCAAUAUCCUUGAUAGGAAUGGCCACAGAAUUAAAUAGAACACAUAUUUGUAUAAUAAUAAUAUGUAUCUCUAUGGUAACACCUGCCCUCGUGUCACCCUCUCUGAUCAGUGUACCACCCUCAGACGGGUUACUCCAGCCGCUCCCGCUGUAGCUCCACCUCCUCCUCCAUCACAGGCCCAGGGUCCCUAGAAGCCCCACCUCCCUCCAGCUACGAAGGACGCCCUACUCAGCCAAACAAAACGGUCAGCUCACAAAGCAAUCAUAAACAUGCAACUAAGUUCUCAGUAAUGUUGUUUCCUUAGGAGUAAUAAUUAUCAACGUAAUAUGAUUGUUUUAUGUGAUUUAACAGUGAUUUUAAACUUGAACUUUCAGACUUUCCUAGGCAACAGGCGUUACACGGCGGGCCCAGGGUACCACUCUGGUGGGCAGCGGUAUAAUGGCAGCUCCUAUCGUGACAGGAACCCCAAUCGUGGAGGCUACCGUUCCCAGGGUUACCAGGGCAACCAGGGCCAAGGCGACAGCCCCAGCCAUCCUACCACCACUGCCACACAAUCCUCCAACUCCACAAGAGGCCCUUCCAACUCCACUCCAUCCUCUUACCGUCAAGACCACCCUUCUCAUAACGGUCUGCCCCAAAGGCCUCCGAGGACACACUGCCCCUGACACGGAACUCCCUGGCCCAUUUGUCAAAACCCCCUACUAACCCUGGCAUUCCACCCUCAAUACCCUGCCCCUCCCACCCCACUAACUCCUCUCAAUGAAGAAUAGAACACAAGUUUACAUAUUUUGUCAAUUGAGCUGUAGUGCCACCCAUAGGCAACCAUUCAUCCUCCUAACUUGAAAAUUAGCUACCCAUGUUCUGCCAUUUUCUCCAUCCUUUAGAAUGAGCUAUUAAGACCUAUUUUCUCAUGCCUGUUGAUAUAGCAGCUACCCAGGUCCCCUCAUGUGAGUCUGUGAUUUAAUCUUUGCUAUCUCAGAGGCCAGUGUUAUCUGGUGAGGAGUUCAGCACAGAGGCUGAAGUGAUUUAUAUGCAUUUUGUAGCGUUUUUAUUUGAUCUGUUAUGAUUUCUUUUAGUUUUUUUUCUCAAGCAUCAAAUUCAUAUAAUUUUGCUUUAGGUUGCAAGUUUUUUGCAGUCCAUCAAACCAUUUCAGCUCCGUAUUUUAGACGAUACAUGACACACUUACUAUGGUUUCACUAGUAUGUAUGGGAGAUUGUCAUCAAUGGCAUGCAAUCAACACUACAUAAUUGUAUCUUAUUCGUUUAGAGCUUUCCAUAUAUACUGGUUGCUCCUGUAAAUAAUAUGUACUCAUUGAAAUGUACAAUGAAUACGUUGUUAAUCAGAACUAGCAGGUGAACUAGAGGUAAUCAUGUUGGAUGUUGCCUGAUAGCAGUUGUUUAUUCCCUCCCUCACAUGUAAAUUCAGAACUGUUUAGUGGAUAGUUUUCCUGUCCUUCUCUCUAUUGUUAUUGUAUAAUCCAAGGAGAGGGCUCCUUUUCUUUAUUACAUACAUACUUUAUUAUGUGGGAUUCCACUUCUCAAAUCUCAGGUAUGAGAAAGGAACCUACACUCCCCUUCACGUAUGGUCUGAAUUAAGAUUUCCCUUUUGUUAGUACAUCUAUUCAGGUGUUAUUUGGUCUUCUCAUUCUUUCCUUAUGUUCAGUGUGUCUCAGACAGGACCAUAAACAGCACACACUUGACAUGCUUGGCUUGUAUCACAGUGCAACUUCACCUUUGCCUUUCUAGAAAUGCAGAGAUGCUUGCAUCACAGACAGUGUUAAGCGCACACACUUCUGAUCUUUUACAUUACUGAAAAGUGAGCUGUAGGAACUUUCUGUCCUUUUUGAUAUGUUCACUUUCCUCUUAAUCAUAUCCUAGAGAAGGAAAAAAUCGGAUCAAAUUUCUGUAUGCUGUUUCGGUCUUAUUUCGAACACGUUUUAUGGUUGCUGAGUUGGGACAAAUUGAAAUGGUAAUGCAUGGAUUUCAGAUUCUUUGUAAUGUCUACAAUAACUGAACAAAAUCUGGAGAAAUAGCUCAUUGUUGCCCCUUGUACACUGCCUGGUAGCAUAAUGUUGCUUUUUGGGCUUUGCUUUUCAGAGGCCUGAAUGCUCUUUUGAAAUAGGGCUUGGUAUGGCUUACCAUUUACCGAAAGCAGAGUGGUGUCAUGUCAAGCUGCAAGGCAUGUGUAUAAGAUCAUACAAACUAGCUGUUUCCUCUGUGUACCAAAGGGUCAUACCGAUGAGUAGAAG
Coregonus sp. 'balchen' is the source of this 10270-nucleotide messenger RNA. Lineage: Eukaryota; Metazoa; Chordata; Actinopteri; Salmoniformes; Salmonidae. The record is from the annotation of a GenBank genome assembly.